AUGGAGGGAGAAAUGCAGCCCGCAGACGAGGGGCCCCGCGUCCCGAAGAUGUGCCGACUACAACGGGGGCCGUACAGCCCCCUCAAAACCUUUUCAAGUAAACAGUCGGCGGCCAGGUCGCGCUUUGACAGAUCCACUGGGGUCGAGGUCCCUGGCGAUGUUGGCGGACAUCACUUCACCUAUCAUCCGGGACAGCCUCAUCCCUUUCAGCCGCAUCAUCAUCAUCAGCAUCAGCAGCAGCAGCAGCAGCAGCUCUGCCAAACCUCCGCCGCUAUCAGCAGCAGCCAGCAGCAUCCGCCGAUGCCACAGCAGCAGCGGCAUCGUUUCCCCUGUGAGAGUAGGCCCAGCAGUACAGUCGCGACAUUCACCUCAGCGGCGGAGCAGACACACGCCGGCAGCGCCACGGCGGCGCGUCACGAGCCCAGAGACCUGAACGAUCCUCCAGACUGCACGUACGGCAUCAGCUCAGAGAAUCGUCUGAUCUUGGACACCUUUGCCCAGCAGUGCAGCCGAGUGCUCAGCCUUCUGAACAAUGGCCAUCUCCUUGAGCCAUCCUCUCCCCUUGUCUCCAGCAUCAAGCAGGAGGACAGUCCCACAGAUGGGCUCCAGGGGAGUCACUACUCCUCUGUUGGGAAGCCCAAAUCCAAAGAGAGCACAUCCACCACAGACCCCGAUGAGGAAUCUAAGCAAAGCCGCUGGAACCAACAGCAAAUGUCCGCCUUCCUCCGCAUCUUCACAGACUCUCUACAGAACUACAUGAUGUCUGGACCCCAGCAGCAGCAGCAGCAACAAUCCCAUCACCCGGCUCCCAGUCCAGAGGAUGAGCAGUGUCCAACAGCGGAGCCAGGGCCUGCCGUGUCCCCUCAAGGCCACAACCUAGGAGGCUGGAGCUCCCCAACGCCAUCAGAGUCCUACGGUCACCCUUCAUCUACAUUGCCCGAGGAGGAGGAAGAGGAGGAAGAGAACUGCUGCCCGCGCUGCCUGGAGUUGGAGCAGGAGGUUUUGUCUCUGCAGCAGGAGAAUGAGGAGCUCCGCAACAAGCUGGAGAACAUACCAGCUCCCUGUCAGAAUGUCCUGGACUACUUCAAGACUGUUCUCCAAUUCCACAACCAGUUGGUCCAGCCAAUACCAGAAGAGCAGCUAACUGAGGUGUGAAAACAUUGCACACUGUACCAUGAAGAAGAACGGCAAACAGUGUUUGAGGGUAGUAAACAGCUCCUUGGAAACUAUCCUCUCUUCAUCACUAAUAAGCAAUGGGAUGUAGCCGUCAACUCCUCCAAGAAAGAUGGCCGCCGGCUGCUGCGGUACCUGACUCGCUUUGUUUUCACUACUGACGAGCUCAAGUAUUCCUGUGGUUUGGGCAAAAGGAAGCGCUCGGUCAACUCAGGAGAGCCUGGCCUGGAGAGACGGCCGCUUAACCCUGUCAAAGUCAGCUGCCUCAGAGAGUUCAUCAGGAUGCAUUGUGCCUCCAACCCAGACUGGUGGAUGCCAUCAGAGGAGCAAAUCAACAAAGUGUUCAGCGACGCGGUGGGGCACGCACGUCAGGGCCGGGCCAUUAGAACCUUCCUGUCCGGUGGAGGCAGCGGCAGCGGCAGCAGUAGCAGCAGCCUCUACAUGGAUGGCUAUGACGGACAUCUGACAAAGGAUGAGCUGUAUUUAAAAGGCUGUCAGAACGGCCAAGCUGAUUGA
Messenger RNA from Lampris incognitus (smalleye Pacific opah), 1689 nucleotides. RefSeq names its product BEN domain-containing protein 4. The transcript has 7 exons. Gene Ontology annotation, molecular function: DNA binding. The record is from RefSeq and is a predicted model, not a curated record. Lineage: Eukaryota; Metazoa; Chordata; Actinopteri; Lampriformes; Lampridae.